Molecule: messenger RNA, 1476 nt
Organism: Phytomonas sp. Hart1
Lineage: Eukaryota; Euglenozoa; Kinetoplastea; Trypanosomatida; Trypanosomatidae
Source: the annotation of a GenBank genome assembly
AUGCGCCAACAUUACAUUACACGCCAUUUUAAAUGGAGUCACGUGAUACUUUCUGAUCCGAUUUCCUCCCCGUCGGGCUCAAUCAAAAGCCCGGCGAAUCUAACACCCAAAUUCAACCCCUCCAACGAUCACUACGCGGCUUGGGGGAAGGCCAUUUUGGCGGAAAACUACAAACGGAUCGGGCCGGAGCACAUGUUCCGCACGGCGAUCCUGGCCCAACACCAGAUCCAGGGCCUCGCGGACAAGUGGACGCCGGACGCGAAGGUCUACUGCUGCGGCUCGCUGGUGACCUACGGCCAGAUGGAGUGGGGGAGCGACCUCGACCUGGCCUGCGUGUUCGACGACCCUUACCCUUCCCACGACAUCCAGGCCAAGCGGACGGAUAAGCUGUGGACGGUGGUGAAGCGCUACGUCCCCCACUAUCUGCGGCCGCACCUGCUCGGCCUCACAGAGGCCCGCACGCCCGUCGUUAAGCUGCGCUUUGCCAACGACGAGAAGGUCAGCCGCGCGCGGUAUACGCCGCUGAGCGUGGAGGAGGACCGCCGCGCGCGGACGGCGCUGCUGGACGUGCGGAAUAAAAGCCUAGACGAGGGCGACGUCGAAUACAUCGCCGAUAAGCUGGGGCGGGAAAAUGUGGAGGGGAUAUGGGUGGAGCGAACGACCUACGGCUGCCGGGUCGCGAUCCAGUGCGCGACGAAGGAGCAGGUGAUGGAGGCGAUCGGGUUCUUCCCGGACGGCAGGAUCAUGACGCGGGGGAUGCGGGAGGAUUACACGCGCGACGUCCUCGACCCCCGCUUUGUCCCGGAGAUGUUCAUGUACAAAUGGGACAUCUCCUUUGUGAGCUACGGCGUCAAAAACAGCUACCUCAUCCGGCACUACCUCGACUCCGGGCCCGACCCCUCCCGCCACGCCGCGAUGGCGAUAAAGGCCUGGGGAAAGGCCACCGGCGUCGGUGUGGGGACGGCCGCCAUGCUCACCUCCUACGCGAUGACGAUCCUGUUUGUGUAUUACUUACUCGUGACGCGGCAGGUGCGGUGGGUGAACCCUUGGAUAAUUCCACACCCUGUACACCUCCCACGAUAUCCGGAUUACUCGCCGCUGGAUACCUGCGAUCCGGUCCGACUCGCGAUGCUAAUCCAUGGCUUCUUUAUCUUCUACGCCUACCACUUUGACUACACGAAUGAGGUGAUAAGUUUGAAUCGUGACCGGCGUAGUCAACGGUCCGAUAUGAACUGGAACUUUCCACUAAACAAGAAAGGUAGCUUUAACUAUUUUAUGGGCGUCGAGGAUCCAUAUGAGGAUGUGGGCGAGGGGGGCCUUAAUCUAGCUAGACACCUCCAUCAGGCAAAGUUUCAGUUAGUGAAGCAAGAAUUUCAGCAGGCUGCGCAUAGUUUAGGAAAGUUUUUACCAACGAACGCGCCUGAUAAGACAAUCAUUGGUAUUCCACGAUCUGAACAGCGAAGAGGCAACAUUUAG